AUGCGUUCGUGGGAGGGGCAAGGAGAGAGAGAAGAAAUGGAAUCACAAGGGAAGGGCAAUCGAAUUUCGAAAUUCAGAAGCCCUAGAUCUGCAGACAGAUCCAGUCAAUCUGUUAGGACUGAUUUGGUAGGUGAGACUAAGAUAUCAUGGGAUGUCAGUGCUAACCAUGCAAAGUCCUAUCAUGUUGUCCCCAGAGUAAAGACACCUCUUGAAAAUUGUGCUUGCAGAAGGCAGAUACCUAGCACUAGUUCUUGGGCGGAUACCUCCAAUAAACUCCAAACUUACCCUGAAGGUUUCUUUUAUUCUUCCUCCAGGUUUGUCCAGAGUCCCAGAGGCUCUCCCCAACCAUCAAUGUAUCUUACCAUUCUAAAUGAAUUUUUCAAGCCAGAGAGGCUAACAAAAUUGGAGAACAAGGUAAAACGUCGGACAAUCGAGGCACUGGAGAAUCUGAGCAAGAGCAUCGAAGAGGCCCGGCUUCAGCAGGAACUGCUGCUGCAAGACAGCAAGCUACUGCAACAGGAGACAUUCUACCUAGAGACUGAGAACAACUACUUCCUGAGAUUCCUAAAAAAACGAAAUGAUCUGUGUAAGAAGAAACACCAGGACCUGUGGAAUUGGUAUUUCCGGGAAUGCGGGGAGAUGAGACUCAGGAGACAAGAACUGGCAUCCAUGUUUGCCCAACAAAAUGCAGACCUUCAAAUGCAGCUCUUGCAGGGGAAAAGCACUCAGUUCCAGCUGAAGCAGCAGGUUCAGUCACUGCAGCAUAUUAACUCAGUCAAGAAGAGCCAGGAGAUGAAAAUCCAGGCGUUACAGGAGGAGCUGGAGAACAUGAAAGAGGAGACUGCUAAAAAGGACCAAGAGGCAUUCUUCCAGUUCCUGCAGCAAAAGAUACCCCUAGACAGACAGAUGCAGGAACUGAAAUGCCUGCAGCUGGGACAGGGCAGCACCAAGGAGGCUAAGAGUAAGGCCCGGGCCUUGGCGUCGACAGCCAAGAAGGUGAAUUCUGAGAUGUGCGCUCGUGUCUGCAGAGAGAACCAGGGGUUACAGGAGGAAUUCAUGAAGCAAGUCCAGGAGUAUCACAAGCUAGAGUCUCUAAAGAGGCAGUUAGAGGACUGGAAAGAGACGCUGAAGGAAGAACAGUGGUACCAAGAAGCCUUAGUUAGGGGGAGACACCAGCUGAAGGCAGACAGAGAGAGAAGUCAUAAUGGUGACCCUUUCCCCAAAGAACAGGGUGCCCCGAGGCCACACUGA
This is a messenger RNA of Onychomys torridus (southern grasshopper mouse), 1251 nucleotides long. RefSeq names its product coiled-coil domain containing 121 (gene Ccdc121). The coding region runs from base 1 to 1251 and encodes 416 amino acids. The record is from RefSeq and is a predicted model, not a curated record. NCBI's taxonomy places the organism in Eukaryota, Metazoa, Chordata, Mammalia, Rodentia, Cricetidae. The transcript has 3 exons.